UCAGGCCGUUGGUUUCAGUUACAGCCAACCACAUUCCACUAUAAACUUUAACUGUGUUUGGGCUUCUUAGGAAGUUUAGACAAGGAAAAUUGCCACCAGAGAGGUAGAUGUGGAUGACUGGUGACAUUUUAGCACCUCAGACAACUUAAUGAGCAUAGCCGUUGUGGAUCACGUGACAGUCCCUCAUGUGUUUGCCGUGAACUUCAGGCUGUUAGCUGAAAUGAACAUUUCCCUUUGACCAACAGAAGGGUUUUGAAGACGCUUUCGUAUUUUGGCUAUGCAACUAUAAUUACGGGGGAAGUGAAGAGAGACUGUGGCAUUGGUUUAAGAAAGAAAAAGAGAGAGAGAAGAGAGAGGAAGAAAGAAUGAGAACAGCUGCCUUCACUGCAGUUUUUAUCUUAUCCUGCCUCAUAAGUGAGGAAGAAACUGUAUCAGUAAACAGUGUAUAAAGACAUCAUCAUCAUCAUCAUCAUCAUCAUCAUCAUCAUCAUCAUCAUCGCUAAACUAGAACAUGCAUAUCAUGUUUGGAAAGGUCAGAAACCUUUCCAAAUAAGGCAACAUGAAUGUUGGAGGUGUGAUUUGCAAGUUCUGUAAUCUCUCCAUCCCAUUCCAUGGAUGUAUGCUAGACUUUGGAACCUGCAGAACAAAGCCUGGUCAGUAUUGUAUAAAAGAGGUCCUCAUUAAAGGACCAACUGGGGUCUGGGUAGAUGGCUCAGUCAGUUCACUGCAUGAAGAGAUGAAAUGGGAUACCAAGAAUCCAAGUAAAGAAGACAGGCCUGGUAGGGGAAUCGAAUGGUAUUCAGUUAAAGGCUGCACUGAGGACAAAUCUGAGUGCUUUAAGAGGAUUAUAAAGAAUUAUGAAAUCCGCACUUCUCAUUGCUGCCACCGUCCCCUCUGCAACUUCUGAGGAGGUAGUCUACAUCUAUGUUAUUGACUAGCCAGUUAGAUCUGAAGCCUGGCCUGCUCUUCUGUCUUGAGGCCAUGGUCAGAAAUUGACUUUAGCAUUCUCUGUCCAUAUACCAUCCCAGCAUCUCACAAGAGCUCUGUAUUAGCUUUGUUUCUGUUGCUAUAAUAAAAUGUUCUGAUGAAAAGCA
Mastomys coucha (southern multimammate mouse) is the source of this 1094-nucleotide messenger RNA. RefSeq names its product chromosome unknown C9orf57 homolog (gene CUNH9orf57). The coding region runs from base 560 to 907 and encodes 115 amino acids. The record is from RefSeq and is a predicted model, not a curated record. The transcript is spliced from 5 exons. Lineage: Eukaryota; Metazoa; Chordata; Mammalia; Rodentia; Muridae.